GCCGCGGCACCGGGGCCCGCCGCGGGGGCCGCGGCGGCGGCGGGCGGCGGGGCCCUCCCGCGGCGGCCGCAGCGGCGGAGGAGGCGCCCGAGCGGACGCCACCGCCGAGCCCCGGGCCCCGCGCGGGGGGCGCGGAGGCGGAGGGCUGCGGCGGCCCCGCGCGCCGCCCGGACGGCGGCGGCGUCACGGGCCUGGGCGCCCGCGGCCGCGCGUCGUGCGACUGGGCUGGUUGCGCGGGGCGGCGCACGGGCGCCGGGCCGGGCGGGGAGCCCACGACGCCCGGCGGCAACUCGCAGAUCAUCUUCGGCGACGACCGCCCCGACGAGCCCGCUGGGCGGUGGGCCGCGCCGCGCGAGCCGCGCCCCGCCACGGCGGCCAGCAGCCCAGAGGGCUGGCGCGGGGCCGACAUCGGCGGCAGGGAGGAGGUUCCCGGGUCGCGGCCGCGGACGCACCGCCCCGGCAUCCGCAUCCAGCAGCAGCCCGGGGGCGCCACGGCGUUCGGGCCAGCCUGGGCCGUGGCCUCGGACUUCGAGCAGAGGUCGCGCAAGUUCUUCCCGGAGGCCGGCGGCGCCGGCGCGAACCGCGACAAGGGCGCCAUCGAGGCGCUGCGGUACUUCCAGGACAGCGACGAGGGGCUCGGCCGCGUCCGCACGGAGGGGGUGCAGCACUGGGUCGAGCCCCGCGCCCGAGACACGCACCGCUACCAUCACGACGAGCCCACGGGGCGGGCGCGCGGGGCCCCCGGCGGCCAGGGUGCCUUCCCGCCCUCGCAGCAGCCCCGCCUCGGGGGCGGCUUCGAGGGGCCCCACGGCCUGCGCGGCGACUGUGCAGGGCAGGAGUCGUGGGACUGCGACAGCACCGUGUACCGCGACAGCGACCGCGGCGUGGAGCUGCCGUCUGGAUCGGAGUACUCCGCGCGGCCCUUCUCGCGCAGCGGCGGCGCGGGCUUCUGA
Prorocentrum cordatum is the source of this 953-nucleotide messenger RNA. NCBI's taxonomy places the organism in Eukaryota, Dinophyceae, Prorocentrales, Prorocentraceae. The record is from the annotation of a GenBank genome assembly.